Molecule: messenger RNA, 420 nt
Organism: Adineta ricciae
Lineage: Eukaryota; Metazoa; Rotifera; Eurotatoria; Adinetida; Adinetidae
Source: the annotation of a GenBank genome assembly
AUGCGCAGGACUGCUGGGCUGGACACAACAACGACAGCACCACAAAUGACUACUCAACUAUCAGCUACCAGUCCAUUCGACUUCAAUUCACCAGCCAUCAUCCUGAUUUUUAUUCUCAUUAUAACUCUACUCGCUACAUUGAUCGUAUUCUCGAUAACAGUUAUUGGCAUUUAUUUUCUCGGUCAUUGCCGAAACACCGAUCGAUCAGCACAUUACACGCCAAAGUCAACUCAAACCAGACGGUUGCCGCAACAAGAAGACCAAGACAAAAUUGAUCUGUCGCCGGUAAUCCGCCCGGCACCAGACCGAGUACCCGGAUUCGAUCGUCCAACAUUCGACAGAAAUCAAAAUCUUCCCCAGCAGCAGGUACUUGACAACCCACAUAUCCCACCCUCGCCAUAUUACUACCAAUGCGUAUGA